CGCGACCGACCGAGCGUCCUGCGACUUCCGCUUCGACCGAUUCGAACCCAUUUUCACCGAGUUCUUCUUCUAUUUCAUCCAAUUUGUCCAUCGAAUCGUUCGAUUGUCGUAAACACGACACAUUUAACGAGACAUUCUCGUUCGAUUGUUUCGAAGAAUUUUGUUCAUCGAGAAGAAAAAUUAAGGAUCAAGAAGAAACGAGUGAGAUGAGAGACCAGAAUGCCAGGAACGAUGUGGAGGAAGAAUUCAGAGAUAAAAGGAGAGAAACGUACGAUAAGUAGACGCCGUUCGGCGACGAUCACCCUACGCGUCCCUUCUUUCUAUCCCCCGAACGCGAUCGAUUUUAUUCCUCGCCUUGGGAUGAACGAUUCUUCGUGCACGAGCGACUGAUGGCUAACCUUUGAGCGCGGCUAACAGCAAGCUUCUGAUUAUACAGACUCGGUUAAGGGCGAUGGAAAAUGGUUUUAGCCUCGUUUCGCUGAUCGAGGUGGCUGAUCGUGAUCGAUCCGUUGAUCCGUUGAUUAUUUGGUACGUGGACUGGCUGGGGGAGUAAUCGGGUGUACGUAUAGCCGGAAACUGCUAUAACUCGCGAAGUUAAAAGGCGGGAACGACGAUGCUGGAAAGCAGCCGCGAGCGUGGAAAACAUCGGUGAAUCGAGGAACGUGUGUCGCGGUUUACCGUAAUCCGGAGGAUGCCGUAGCUCUCUGCCGGGAGUUCGGUGAAGUAGCGAGCAGUUUUUGAAUUUUUGAUUCGCGUACUCGUUGGAGACGGAAGAUUCCCUCGGAGAAUGACAGUUUCUGUUUCCUUCGGAAACGUAUAUUUUCCGAGUCGUAUUCUUCUGGAAAUACGAACGAAAGAAAAAUUCUGUUUUUGAUCGUUGCGAUCUAGGAUCGAUUAUCGAAUCACGUUUCCCCGUCGAAGCAAACAAUUAAAUUCUUACAGCGCAAAGACCAGCAUCGGGAAAGUAAGGAAGAUCGAGGAGCACUCGUGAAAUGGGAAUAUUCCAACUUUGAUCGAAGAACACGUUCGAAAGUAUCCUGGCUCGAUUGUCUCAACGAUGAAUCGAGAAAACGAGGAACAGCGACCAGUCUCGCAAACGCUUUGCGGAGUUUUGCAAAAAGAACCAAGUUGCAAAUGUUUGGUUCUGUCCGUGUUAAUAUACGGAUGCCUUGCCGCAGUGACGUGGUGUAGAUGCGCGAAUGUCACCAAGGUGAUAAUCAAUUUCUCGAGGUACCCAAUUAAAAGCACGAGACACGUGUCUCCCUGUGACGAUAGCUACAUAUACAUUCUCGUGGCAUUCAUGGGGAUGCUGUAUUUGGUCUAUUUGGUGGAAUGUUAUCAUUCACCGAUCAGGAUCGAUUUGUUACACGCGGAGAGCCAGGAUAGCGUGUUAUUGAAGAUCUUGCAGCUAAAGUCGGCACAACCGACCAUCUGGUGGAAAGCUGUCUCGUACCAUUACGUGCGACGUAAACGUCAAAUUACCCGGUACAGAAACGGAGACAAUUACACGACGACGCAGGUCUACUACGAAAGGAUAAACACCCACGCCGCCACAUCUUUCUACUAUUACGACUACUGUGGCGUAAAGGACAUCAGCAAAGAGUUGAUCCUGAAUCCAAAAGUGCCGAUCACGAAGAUCAAUCUCAGCAAAGGAUUCGCCUUCUCGAACAUGAGAUCAGCGACAGAGUUUGAAGAGGCUAGGUCGAGAUUCUUCGCGGAACAAGAACUGAGAGACGACUAUAUGGAGAUGAAAGAAGGUCUAGAUCUCGGAUAUAAUUCAAACCCCACGAUGCUGGUGGCUGUUCUUGGCAACCCUUGGUUCACUAAUCGCUACGUCUAUUGGUGCUUGAGUGCUCUAUUGCUCAGCUGGCCUUUGAGAGUGAUCAUAGAGUACAAAUCGCAGUAUGCUGACUAUCAGAUCACCAAGCUCUUCGGAAUCAACUACGACACACCAAGCGGAAGCGAGCCAAUACACGCAUCCAUGAGCCAACAAACUAUCAACCAGCCCGGCUCGUACAUGCUGGCACCGAGUUACAGCGAAGCGCUUCUCAUGGACCCAGCACCGGACCAACGACCAGCCGAGUCCCAAGACGCAAGCAGAAUGGAAAUGGUGCCGAGUUAUUCGGAAGCGUUACUCUAUCAGCGAGCAGAACAAGGCUGCGUCGUAACACAGGAAGUGAACGAGGAUUCGAACCGUCGAGUAACGUCGCGCGAAUGUACCUGUCCCUGCCACGCCGUCUCCUCUACCUUCGAAAUGAACGCGCAGGAAGAAGGAUCCAGACAAGACGAAGAACACGGCCAAUCGGUGGAUCAGGCCAGACAGCCAUUGAUAGAAACCGCGAUCGAAGUACACCCUUCGAAUUGCACUUUGGUCAGCGAGACAGAGACCGGCAAGUGUGGAAGCUGCGGGAAAUUCUUGGUCGAGGCACAGCUGGAGAGCUUAGAGAUGUCGAGAAGCGAGUGUAACGUAGAAAACCCUGAGACAAGUUCGAUGACGGGGUUGCAGAAUGUUAGAAGAGGCCCGAGGAUCAGUAUGAUGCCUAGAGACAUGUCUGAACCGAAUCUUAGGUCCAGAUCGGAACUGAUGGAAGUUGACACGAGAUUCCUUAGAUUGAACGGACAAAGCUUGAGGAACAUUUUAGAGAGCGACCAGGAAGAAGAAUUUGGUAUCGAGGACAGAGUGGAAGAGAUUAGUGAAGAUAAGAUGAGCGAGCCAGAAAAAGGAAGAAACUUCAGGUUAUCCCUUUGUUUCCUCGAUGAAGCCAAUUCCAGGUCUACAGUGGCUGUAGACGCGAGUAGAGGCGCGAUACCGAAAAGGAUAGCCAGCAGAAGCAGAGUAAUCGCGAAUCCCAUGUCGAACGAGACUUGCGGACUGCCCGAUUCGACAACGUAUUUUUGUCUCAAGUCGAUUCUUAAACAGAAUAAACGGAGAUACACUCUGAUUACCGCAAGGGAGCUUCAGAAUCUCUCGGAUAGGGAGGAUGACGAUGUGAUCAGACGAUUGGAGAAUCGAUCGUCGUAUCACGAAGGCUGUAUUCCGAAUUCUGCUUCGAAGAACAGUGCUGAAGAAAAAUUCGAUCUGUUCUCGAGAUCGAGAGAAAGCUUGGAUGCAGCUUCUGGAAGGAGGAAGAAACAGUUAUUGGAGAAUAUGUCCACGGAUAAGAAUGAAGAUGGAUCGAAACGUGAAAGCAACAGAACUCUCAUCUUUGCGAGUCCGAUACAAGAAGUUUGUCCUGGCGAUCCUUUCGGAGGAAAAGACGUAGUUCGAACGCGACAAGAAGUAGAUUCCACCUCGCCAGACGAGUCACCAAACCACACAGUUCUCAGCCAACUCGGACGAUCUCUCACCUGUGACCGGAAAUCAGCUCGACGUCGAUUCCAAGAGUCUCGUAGACAACGUUACUCGGACAGCUCCCAUCCUUCUUCCUUUUCCUGUCCACCUGAUCGUCAACAUCCCUAUCCAUACGCUUUCUCGGCGUCCACAAACGCCGUGGACACCACAGAAUUCGACAAGAACGUUCAACAAACCUCAGCUCGCGUUUACCAACACGCAACGUCUUUUCCACCUUACGAAGGAUCGAUUUCCGGCCACAGCGACAAAUUUACCGAUCAGCAAGCUACGAUACACAGAAUUUCUCCGAUGAACCUUCCUAGGUCAUCGAACAAGGCAGAACUGACCCGUUCAUUGACCGAAAGACGAACGAAAACGGUUCGAAACAACGCGAAUUUUCGACGAAGCUUUACAGGAAGAGUAGAGGAUUACAGAACGGAGAACAACAAAUGGGCGAAUCUGAAUAUGGAGACGUCGUUAUAACGAAGGGACACGAGAUGAUAACUAUAAAUAUCCGUCCUGCCACUUUUCAACAUCCUGUACAUACAGCGUAAAUGCGAUUUAAUCGGCCCCGCCUUUUCAUCGAGCUGGAAGGUGCUCUCGAGUAGGAAGAAACUGAUCUUUUGGUCGAACUUUGUUUUGCAAUGAUACCGAGUUUUGUGAAUUUCCUUUGCAACAUAUAAUACUUUUUAAUUAGUCGAAUCCAAAAGUAUCUUACUCUUAAGGAGCGGAGAUGCUUAUUUUAAAUUCGUUGUAUAUAUUCCAAGGUUAUAUAACAAAAUUCAUGGAUAUUUUUUUCUUACAUUCGUUCACGAAAAUAUUUCAACACUUGGCAUAAAAAUUUUCAUGCCAAAAAGCUUUUCUUAUCGAAGGAACCGUAAAAUAUUGCAAUGAGACGCAAUUUGUAAAAAAAUAUUCGUUAUACGUUUUUAAAAAGAGUCACGAAUUCGGUGUGCCUCAAAAACAAAGUUCAGCCGACUGUUUUGUUUUGAAAUUCGAGCGUGAAACGCUGUCGAUCUUGUCAAUAGGGGUUGUGCCAUGGACUGGAAAGAAAAUUCUCUGUUUCUUAGAGGGAUGCACCUUGCUAAUGGUCGUGAGCGCGAUUUAUAAUUGAUCCAGCGUCAAUUAUGCGUGCAGUUUUUGCGCGAGCUUCAUGAAAUGAGAGAUCCUCGAAGAGCUCUGCAAGAUCUUUCAAUAUAAAAUUCAGGGGUAGGAAAUUUGAAAAUGAGAGCUAUUUGUAUACAGGCGUUUUUAUCCUGUUGUGUUAAGUAAGAUAGCAUGUUUAUGGUUAUGUCCAUGGGGUUUCAAUUAUAUUUAGAUCGUAUUGUUCCACAAUUCUCCUCGAUGAAGUGUUUCGAUUUUCGGCUAGUAGGAUGAGAUUGAACUAAUCCCUCGUUAUACUAAAUAUAUAGAGCAUUUUAUAUAAAGUAAAUUAAUAGAAAUUAAUAGAUCAAUUACAAAACAUUGCACUAGAUUGUUCGUAAAUUGUACGAUUCUUAAUGAACCACAU
Molecule: messenger RNA, 4841 nt
Organism: Bombus impatiens (common eastern bumble bee)
Lineage: Eukaryota; Metazoa; Arthropoda; Insecta; Hymenoptera; Apidae
Exons: 9
Coding region: 1058-3814 (918 amino acids)
Source: RefSeq, a predicted model, not a curated record